GUAAGGUAGCUAUUUGACUAUUGAGCGGCCAACAACAGGGAUCAAGAGCACCUCAUGUAGAUCUGACUUUCUAUCUCUCUCCCAAGCUAAGUAUCUAUUUAUUGAUCCCUCUCUCUCACAAUCUGUUUCUUGAUCUCUCUCUUAAUCUAUUAAUCUUCUUAACACCAAGAAUCUCCAGAUCUCUCUAACUACAUCAAUGGAAACUGCCGGCGUUCCAGGUCCCCCUUCUGUCCCUAUCGUCCCUCCCUCGGAAGAGACCAAGGCACAUUUUUGCUCGACUCCUUGGGCAUGGAAACUAUUCUCAGACCCCACCUUGCGACCCUUCUCAAACCCCUCUCGCAUUCCCAACAACAGCACCACAUCAUGCUCUUUCAUUGGGAAAACGUUGGCAACACAAGAUACCAUCGUUGCCUGGCAGUCAUUCUAUAAGCCUCCCGACUCCACCAGCAAGUACGGACAAGUCCUGUGCCUGGCAUUGCUUGGUUCCGGGGUCAAUGGCCACGUGGAUACAAGCCAUGGAGGAUUCGUCGCCGUGCUCUUUGACGAAGGGUUCGGUCUCGUGGCAGGGAACCAGAGACCGGAUGACAGGGCUGUCAUGACCGUGUCAUUGAAGAUCGAUUACAAGAAGCCUGUCCCCACGCCGGGUGUGGUGUUGUGUCGAUGCUGGCUGGAAAAGGAGGAGCGGAGAAAGAUGUGGAUAAGGGGCGCCAUUGAGGAUGGAGAUGGGACGGUGCUUGCAACGGCACAGUCGUUGUUCCUUGUGGUGGAAGGAUUGAAGCCGCUGGAGAGGUUAUAGACUUAUUAUAACUUUACAGAGUGUGAGGCUUUGGCUGAGGGUGAUUGUGGAGAUCUCCCGCGAGCUACCUGGCGAUCUGGGUUUUUACCGAGGGAACUCAGAUAAAUAUUGGCCAAGCUCUGCGAACAAACACAAUGAUGAUAACGAUAAGGGG
Messenger RNA from Amorphotheca resinae ATCC 22711, 950 nucleotides. RefSeq lists its product as hypothetical. The coding region runs from base 197 to 796 and encodes 199 amino acids. The record is from RefSeq and is a predicted model, not a curated record. The transcript has a single exon. Lineage: Eukaryota; Fungi; Ascomycota; Leotiomycetes; Helotiales; Amorphothecaceae.